Molecule: messenger RNA, 1842 nt
Organism: Aspergillus caelatus
Lineage: Eukaryota; Fungi; Ascomycota; Eurotiomycetes; Eurotiales; Aspergillaceae
Exons: 1
Source: RefSeq, a predicted model, not a curated record
CAUCCAUCUAUACUAUACCAACAAGAAGAACUAUAGUAUCUCCCUAGCUCCUAUUAAAUAGGUUUUACCAUAUCCAACCAAAUCCCGGUGGCAACUUAACUUUCCCAAAAGAAAAGAUUUUCACCGUUUUUUUCCUUCACAAAAUAAACUUUGAUCGUCCCCUGAAGCCGGUUGGUUCGGACCGAAUUUCGUCGUGGAAAACAUCCUUUUCUCGGAAUCGGGAGCGAUGCAGAUGAAUGGGUUAGCUGACCGAUUUAGUGGUGUGAUGCUAUAACCUCCCUCGGCUUCUUUGAAAUUUUUUUUUUUUUUGCCUUGCCUUGCCUUGCCUCAUCUUGGUCUUAAGACGUGUGUUAUGAACAGCACAUUGUUUUACUUGGCAUGACCUGAUUCUGACGCCAAGUUUUUGCACUCGCCUGACUCCUUUUUUUAUUGCCAAUCUUGCUUUUUUUCUUUUUUCCUCUUUGCUAUCUGUAUUACUAUACAUGAGGCCAUCGGGGAGCUAUGGCUUAGGGUGUGAUACGGAUCAGUCGAUGAUGACAUUUUCCCGUAUGGCGUUUGGAGCUUAUAUACCGUCUUACUUCACGUUUUCUCCGAGAAGGCAAUAACCUCCAUCUAUACCCGAACAGCUUCAACAUAAUAUCUUAUCUAUCCAUCUAUUAUAUACGAACUCGCAAACAGCAAUUGAGCCAGGCGCUCACGCAAAGAGAGAAGAAAUGGCACAAAUAUCACAAUCUCCCCUCCUCCGCUUACCACUUGAAAUCCGUCUGAUGAUCUAUGAAUACGCCCUGGAUGUGCCAAACGAGUACAUGGACAGACCGCUGAUCGUGGUCAACGAUCGCGGGAAUUCCUUCACAGCGCGGGGCCGCUACCGCGCUCUAUCAAUGUGUCCCAGCUGGGUAGGCGAGAAUGGUAAAGUCCGCAGCCUGCUCUCCGUGAACCGGCAAAUCCACGACGAAGUCGAAGACUUCCUUUACUCGCAUAAUACGCUUUUCUUCCUGAAUGCGUUUAGUCUGGACCGGCUGGGCGCGUUCCUGGAUACGCUUAGUGAGACGGCGCGCAGGCGCAUUCGCAGUGUCGGCUUUGAGAUCUUCUUCUUUGUGCAUUCGCAGACGGGCGUGCCGAAGCGGACCUUAAAGGAGUAUGAGCGUGCCGGGAAGAUUCUGAGCGAGAAACUGCCGAAUUGGAGCAGUGUUGUGUUUUACCUUGAUCCGAGGUUUUAUUUCCCGUCGGCUGCUGUUGGGGGCAGGGAGCUGUCGGCUAGGGGCGUUUGGUAUCUGGCGACGAAGUUUGGGGCGAUGAGGAAAGAGAUGCAGUUUUUUGCGCUGCCGUCUAUUCAUCGGCAUGUUAUGGAUGAGGCCAAGAGGAAGAUUCAGAUGGGGAGGAGGGGGUCGCAGGAGCGCGCGUUUCUUUAGCGUGUGAUCCUUCUCUUAUUUUUCUCUUUUUAUUUCUUAUUCCUUGAUUUCCCCCUUUUGAAUGGGGUUCAUUAUCAGGUUUUCGGUGCAUUAUACCUAGUCGCACUCUCUGCUUCAGGGGGCUUUUUGGGGUUUCACUUGGGGAUUUCAAGGGUGGGGAAAGCAUUAUCCCCGUGGAUUGGCGGUCGAUGCGCCAUGACGUUUUUCGAAACUAGAUGCGGAGAUAAUAACGUCUCUGUUCAUUCUCCACCCACCAUAUUAAUUAUGUCUCGGAGUCCCUUCAUCGGGCAGGUUCAUUAGCGGGAGUUUUCAGGUCAGAUGAGAUUGGCAAGGAAAUCAUGGUUUCGGGCGCAAGGAUCGUGUUCAAAAAGGGUUACAUAGCAUGUCUUAUAGAUUUCGGUAUAAUAAUAGACUUCCAUUGCUCAGAUGA